Molecule: messenger RNA, 2132 nt
Organism: Diachasmimorpha longicaudata
Lineage: Eukaryota; Metazoa; Arthropoda; Insecta; Hymenoptera; Braconidae
Product: odorant receptor Or2-like
Exons: 6
Coding region: 707-1969 (420 amino acids)
Biological process (GO): sensory perception of smell; detection of chemical stimulus involved in sensory perception of smell
Cellular component (GO): plasma membrane
Molecular function (GO): odorant binding; olfactory receptor activity
Source: RefSeq, a predicted model, not a curated record
GCAUAGAAUCAAAAAAAAUUACUCAUACCUGGAGGUUCAUGCCCUGAAAAUACUUCCCCCACAUUACACGCGAUAUUAUUAUACGAUACACUCUAUAAAAAAAAUAUUUAAAAUUGUUUAAAAUUAUUUAAAAUUAUUUAGUAGCACCAGGAAAGAAGUGCAAAAUGAUAAAAAUCAGGAAAAAAUUCUGUUGCCUUAUUCUGUGAAAAUUUCAAUUACCCACUUGAAUUUUACAAACACUUUCCUAAUCAGUAAUUGAACUUGAGUUUCUUAAUUUUUACUGAAUAUUUCUCUUCACCUGUCGAUUUUUUUAUUAAUCUUUGCAAAUCUUCCCGUAAAUUCUGAAAUUUUUUUUCUUGACAACAUCGGACCAUUUCUCGUCGUCCACAACUGUUCCUCUCCAGUUGGCCUUUCACAACUGUCCGUCAAUGGCGACUUAGACUUCCAUUUGCAAUUUCUAGGAAAAUAAAGUAAUUUUUCUUCUCCAUUUUUUCACUGCAAUGAAGGUCUGGGUAUCAUGGGAAAUUAAGAGAGCGCAAGGUAUUAUUAUCAACACCUCUAGUUUGAAACAUUUAAGUUGCCCGAGCCCUCGGUACAUGUCAAUCAUUCUCCCUCGCAAUGUACAGUCGAUCGACAAUAACUGACCUUUGCGUGGGCCGUAUCAUUGCACUAAAGGAAAAUAAUUUUCUACUUUGCCACUUGUAACAUGACUUCGAACAAUAGGGGGAAGUUGCCUAUGAGGGUAAUAUAUUUUUUCUUAUCCUGCGCUGGCUUCGGAGUCGUUGAGACUGAAUAUGAUAGAAAAAUACUAAACAUUUCGCUGGGUGCAUUUCUACUGUUGAGUACUACUUCGAUAUAUUUCAGUGCGACCAAUUUCUAUCUCAAGUUCAAACGAGGAAUUAUGUCUGAUACCAUUGAGGCUUCGUUUCCUGUGAUGACAUCGUGUCUCACUCAUUUCAAACUCCUUCUAUUCACUUUUCAACGAACUCCGUACGAACGUCUAUUGUGGUUAACGAAUCAGACCCUGUGGGUAGAAUCCUUCACGGAAUAUGGAAAAAUCGUGUUAGAGAAGUGCGAACGUCGAGCUCAAAUAUUCCUGUUCGUUUUUGUUAUCCUCGGACAUGCCUCUGGGUUCGGCUGGAUAUUUGAGCCUUUAGUCCUCAAUAUGAGGAGCAAUCACACUCGUCAUUUACCUACUGAGGUGAUAGUGGGGGUUCCCCUCUUCGAAUCGCCAAAUUACGAAAUAUUUUUCGCUAUUAAUGUGCUGGGAAUCUACACAAUAACAAUCCUGUACUUCUGCUUCGAUUUUUACCUAGUUCUCGUGAAUAUAUUCGUCGUCGGUCAGUUUGCGAUUCUCCGAGAGAGAUUCGAGACAAUUUACUCAGUGAAGCCGGACAAAUCAGCGAUGAGAAAUCAUCAUGAGAACGAAAAAAUGAAUCAGAGACCACUUGCGACUGUGGAUUAUAAUUACAUUUUGCUAGAAUUAAAAAGCUGUGCAAAACAGCAUCAGUUUCUGAUCUCUGUCGUGAACGAGGUAGAGAACAUUCACAAUCUGAUGAACCUGGCGCAAGUGCUGAUGAUCAGCUUGAUCAUCUGCCUCGCAGGGUAUCCACUUCUCAUGCCUGGGAGUGCGAUUACAAUUAUCAAAAAUGGAGUAUUCAUUUGCAGUUGUCUUAUUCAACUAUUUACAUACACACUCUCGUGUCAUAAUAUAAUGAUCGCCAGUUCGGAACUUGCCCAUGGGAUAUAUUUUUCGAGAUGGUAUCAUGAGAAUCACACUGAGAUUGGGCGAUCACUGUCGAAGACCUUCAUCAUUGUCUUUCUGAAAACCCAGAGUCCGUGUUAUCUGACUGCAUGGAGAUUCUUCCCCAUCACAUUAGACACAUUAAAAUCGGUCACUAUUGGCUUACAGCGGUGUGGAUAUCACGACAAAAUAUCUGAGGCUAAAAAAAUUCAGCCGAAACACUAAAAACAAAAAUUUACACUUGCAAAAUGUCUACAACAAAAUAUCGAUUCUGACAACGGCUUUCUCGUACCUGACUUUGAUUCGACACAGUAUGCAGUAAUAGAUCAUUUAUCUGAAUCAGUGCUGUGGGAACUUGUGGAAGGCUCGUGGUUCCAAUAGAAGAUUA